Messenger RNA from Aspergillus novofumigatus IBT 16806, 1203 nucleotides. Its product is annotated as multidomain presynaptic cytomatrix related protein. The record is from RefSeq and is a predicted model, not a curated record. NCBI's taxonomy places the organism in Eukaryota, Fungi, Ascomycota, Eurotiomycetes, Eurotiales, Aspergillaceae. Gene Ontology annotation, biological process: autophagosome assembly. The coding region runs from base 1 to 1203 and encodes 400 amino acids. The transcript has 6 exons. Gene Ontology annotation, cellular component: phagophore assembly site.
AUGGCCUUCCAUCAUCAAGCUGGAGAUACUAGAUUCACUGCAGAAUGGAACGCUGCCAAGGACCAGGCACUCUGGGAUAUCCUCUCGCGUCCAGCCAAAGGGGAUGACAUAGACUGUGAGGCAUUCCUAGCAGAUAGUUUCGAUGUCACGCUUCAGUUCCUCCUUCAGCAGGCAGCAUGGCUUUAUGACCGGCAGCUAUCGCAAGUCCGCGCUCAAAUGCGCAAAGUGGGCACUACGCACUCUACCUCCCCAUCUCCGGCUCCUGGUUCCAUGACCGGGAGCGCAGCUCUAGGAGGCCAACAGCCCAAAGGCAUUUCCGGUGCUGCUCAAGGUCAACGUGCACCCUCUCGUCUUGUCUCACAGCCAAAGGAUACCUUGCCGCAGCGGGGUCCACGCCGUACGAGUUCGACAACCACCAUUAGCCAACUAAAGGGUCAAAAAGAAAUGUCUCGAAACGAAACGCCACCAGCUGACACUAAAGACACUAAAUGGGAGGGAUAUGGCCGACGCCCUUCGAUAAACAGAAAGGAGCAAGCUGUGCAGGCUUUGCUACAAAGAUCUCCUACGCUUGAGGAAGAAGACCUCUCAAGUUCGGAGUCGGAGUCUGAUUCUGAUGGCGAUGUUAUGCUCAGCAGGAUGGGACCACGGUUUAAGCGCUUUGGCAAACUCUCGACUCAUCGGCCCGGUCUGAGAGAUGACGAAGAAGACGAAGAUGAAUCUCCCGCCUUCCUGCCUUUGGCUCGUGAGUCGGAAGAGGCUCGACGUGAGCCCUCCCGACAAGACCUGAACGCCACGCUUCGUUUGGAAGCAGAGCAUGCCGCGGCCCAGCGGAGGCGCUUGUCGGAACAAGAGAGCAUUACAAGAAAGCCAAUCACAGCAGAGUCAUCAACAAGCUCUGUUAGCUCUGGGCCGACUGUUCCUUUACGGCAAGGGGACAGUCGUCGGGUCUUACAUCAAUCAGGUGGAGGAGUUUUCGGCCCCCAAAGGACGGCCGAACCGGCCCGAUCAAGUCCUAGGAGAUCGAUUGCUUCGGGGAAGGAUGCUAGCGAUACACCUAGCAUGGGAAGUAGUUUCAGUGAUCUCGACGAUGCCAGCGUCACACAGUCAGCACUUGAAGAGGCUCUAAUGAGUAACAUGCAACACGGAGGAAUGGCAAGCCGCAUGAGUACUAUCAGUCAAGCGCUACGAAGCCGCUAUCUGUAG